GGGCCCCCGGCCUCAGUUUCCCCUCGCCGCCCCCUGCCAAGGUUAAAUGGGAGCCACCCCGGCAAGUCGGAUGCCCAUCUAGCCGCCUCGUCACAUUAGGAGAUUGCAAUGAGUGGGGGAGGAGAGCAGCCAGAUCUCCUCAGUGUUGGAAUCCUGGUAAAAGAAAGAUGGAAAGUGUUGAGGAAGAUAGGAGGUGGGGGCUUUGGCGAAAUUUACGACGCCCUGGACUUGCUCACCCGGGAAAACGUUGCUCUGAAAGUCGAGUCGGCUCAACAGCCAAAACAAGUCCUGAAAAUGGAAGUUGCCGUGUUGAAGAAACUGCAAGGAAAAGAUCACGUUUGCAGAUUCAUCGGCUGUGGGAGGAAUGAUCGAUUCAACUAUGUGGUCAUGCAGUUACAGGGUCGGAAUCUGGCAGAUUUACGGCGGAGCCAAGCCCGAGGAACUUUCACCCUCAGCACUGCCCUGCGGCUCGGCAGGCAAAUCCUGGAGGCCGUCGAAAGCAUUCACUCCGUAGGAUUCUUGCACCGAGACAUCAAACCGUCCAACUUCGCCAUGGGACGUUUCCCUAGUACGUGUAGGAAAUGCUACAUGCUAGAUUUUGGCUUGGCGCGGCAGUUUACCAAUUCCUGUGGUGAUGUCCGACCGCCUCGGGCCGUGGCAGGAUUUCGAGGGACAGUGCGAUACGCCUCAGUUAAUGCUCAUCGGAACAGGGAAAUGGGAAGGCAUGACGAUCUCUGGUCCUUGUUCUACAUGCUGGUGGAAUUUGUGGUUGGACAGCUGCCAUGGAGAAAAAUCAAAGACAAGGAACAAGUCGGCUCUAUUAAGGAGAGGUACGAUCAUCUACUCAUGUUGAAACAUCUCCCUCCAGAAUUCAGCAUCUUUUUGGAUCAUAUCUCUUCAGUAGAUUAUUUUACAAAGCCCGAUUACCAGCUCCUCACGUCCGUGUUCGACAACAGCAUCAAGACCUUCGGAGUGAUUGAAAGCGAUCCGUUUGACUGGGAGAAGAGCGGCACUGACGGCUCCCUGACGACAACCACCACUUCCACAACUCCUCAGCUACACACCCGCCUAACACCUGCUGCGAUUGGAAUCGCCAAUGCCACUCCUAUCCCAGGAGACCUGCUGAGGGAAAACACAGACGAAGUAUUUCCAGACGAGCAACUUAGCGAUGGGGAAAAUGGGAUCCCCGUUGGAGUGUCACCUGAAAGACCGCCUGGAUCGUCCGUGCCACCUCGCCCCCAGGAAAAAGAUGUGUGGGAGGAGAUGGACGCCAACAGGAACAAGAUAAAGCUAGGAAUCUGCAAGGCCGCAACCGAAGAGGAGAAUAGCCACAGUCCAGCGAACGGAAUCCCGAAUGCACCAAACCUCGGCUCUCCGAUCCAUGUCCGCUCAGAAACGGCACAGCCGGAAAGAGACAUUCCGCUUGUGCGCAAGCUACGUUCAAUCCACAGCUUCGAGCUGGAGAAGCAUCUGACGUUGGAGUCAAAGCCAGACGCUGAUAAAUUUCUGGAGACCUGCUUGGAGAAGAAGCAGAAAGAAUCCAGCCUUCGGAAGGAACCCGUUCCCCCGGCUUCUCUUCUUCAUAAGCCCUUCGCUCCUGCCCUGACCCACACUGACCGCGUCUGGCAUUACGACGACGAGUAUCUCCCAGAAGCCUCGAAGCGGGGUUCGGCCCGGUCCCCCGAGCAGGCGGACGGAGCCAGUAACGGCUUCGUAGCCGUCAACCUGAGCUCCUGCCGGCAGGAGGUGGAUUCCAAGGAUUGGGUGAUGGUUGACAAGGAGCAGGAUCUUCACGACUACAGGACCAGUGAGGUUUUGGGGCACCGAACCACUGCGAGCCCUUCGGACGAGGAGCCGGAAGUGCUGCACGCCCUGGAGGAGUCUCCCCAAGAGGAGCAGCCGAAGCCGGGCCUCGGGGCCCAGGGCGAACCUGCCAAGAGUGAAGGGCCGGGAGUGUUGCUCGCUUCAGAACGGUAUCCGGACAGACCGGCGCUUCCCGUUGGGGCUCCGGAGCCGUUGCCGGCACUCACGCCCACAAGCCCCGUGGAUGCUCAAGCCGAAGGCCCUCUUACCCCGGUUACCGUUCCCAGACCUUCUGUGGCGUCUGCCCAGUCCAUUUCAGGAAGCUUUCAUACAGGCCGGCUGCCAGAAAAGAACCUUCCGCCGGGGGUUCACGCCACGGAGCUCUGCUCUCCCAGAGAGAACCUGUCCUCCUCGGGGACGCCAAAGGGCGAGAUUCGCGGCGGAGGGAGCGGAACGGAUCUGGGACUUCAGUUGGAUCACGUCAACCGGGACGGUCACACUAGGGAAUGGGGCAAAUCCCGAGAUUCGGGUCCAAGGGAACUACCCGGGCAGAACUCGCUACUUGCAAGAGAAUUGGAGAAUCUUCCUGGGGAUCCUGGAGAGAGAAGCGGUCUUGUGGGUGUGGAGAAUGACGAGGAGAAGCUGAAUAAAGGGCAGUGUUCCAUUGAGGUUGCUGCUCGUUCAGAAGACUCUGAAGCUAUAGAGAAGGAACCCUCCGCUACCGGAGAGGCAGAGCCGAGGACUUUCUGGUUGGUGCCAAAUCAAGACACGAAUCACAAGCUGAUGAAACUACUGGCAGCCGGAACUUCAGAACUCUCUCCCUCGAGAGGCGUCGACCAGCGCGCCGAGGGCCUGGUGGAUGAGGGGGCCGCAGAGCAGAGAAACGGACACCGUGAAAAUGAGCGUGUCAGUAAAAGCGAAGUCUUCCCGGCCCAGCCAGGGGACCUCUCUGUCGCCACGGGGCAGGAGGGCAAGCGCGGAGAGAUUGCCCCCCGAAACGGAGAACUCGCUCACUGCAUUUCCGAGAACGAAAGCUCUCCGCCCUCCCGGAAAGACACAGCUAGGGCAUCCUUGGUGACUAGGCACAGCCGGAUUCCCGUUCUAGCACAAGAAAUCGACUCAAACCUCGAGGCCUCCUCUCCCGUCUCAGCAAAAGAAAAACUGCUCCUGAAGAAGGCCUAUCAACCAGACGCAGUAAAGCCGGCGGUAGAGAAGAGACAGUUCCGAUCUUUCCUCGAUGGCCUCUCGAGUGCCUCUGACAGGUUGCUACAGGAGAAGUCGAUCGCCGUUCCGGCUCCGUUUUCCGAGGCUGAAGUCUUCACCCCCUUCUCCAGAUUGACUCUUGACCCUAACUUAGGCAGGUCAGCAGAGGACAGCUCUCUGCUUCCCAUCAGCCCCCAGAUCAGAAAGAGCAAGAUCCCGAGGCCGGUGACCUGGGCUAGCGCAGAUCAGGUCAGCGGCUCAGCCUCGACUCCGUUUUUCCCUCGGCCUCCGCCCGGAAAACCCCCGUCUAGGCCCGGAGUGGAAGCUAGGCUACGCAGGUAUAAAGUCCUAGGGAGUAGCAACUCAGAUUCGGACCUUUUCUCACGUCUGGCUCAGAUUCUUCAGAACGGAUCUCAGAAAUCCCGGAACCCGACCCAGGGCAAGAGUCCGGGAUCCCCCCACAGCCCCAAAACGCCUCCCAAGAGCCCUAGUGCCUCCCCUCGAAGCUCUUCCUUGCCCCGUACUUCCAGCUCCUCGCCAUCCAGGGCGGGAAGGCCCCACCACGACCAGAGGAACGCGUCCCCACACCUGGGGAGAAGUAAAUCGCCUCCCAGCCAUUCGGUUUCCUCGUCGUCCCGGAGAUCCUGCCAGCAGGAGCACAGCUGUAGCAAGCCCAGCAAGAAUAGCUUGAAAGGAUCCGGCAGCCCCUACCAUCACUCCGUCGGCACAAAAACUCCCACAGGGAAAUGCAAAUCAGUCAGUAAACUCAGCAGAUAGGAACCGCGUCCGUCUCAAAGACUGGCGCGGAAUCCACCCCCUCUUCCGGCUCUCUCUCCUCCUCCUCCACCCGAUGCAUGUUGUGUCUGUAUGCUCUGUGUUGAAAAAAAAAAUCGGUAUUGCUUCUGGUCAGUGUGUGGCAAAGAAUCGCCGAAAGUCAGGCCGCGCAGAAAGCAGAGAAGAGAUAUAUGUGCGGGGGGCCCGGGUGUCGGGACACUAAAUCCGCCGGAUGAAACACCCAAAGGCUCACGAUCUCUGAAGAAGCAUCAUCUUCAGCUGCCUAAAACUAAUGUCUGAGUACAGUUUGGAGGAUUCGGCUUAAUUAUUCACAACCUGUCUCAAAGUUCUGUAACAGAUUGGGAAAACUCAGCAUUUAAAUUCCCUUUUAAUGUGUAUUGGUCUGACAGUUUACCCCAUUUAAGGAGAGCGUUUUCUGGAGGUCAGCGAAGAUGUAUUUUUUGCUUACAUGCCCAGAUACUCCACUCCUCCUCCUCUCUCAUGGCCGAUUAUCUUAUUCACAAAUUAUACCUUCGGUCACAUUAGCGACUUUACGAGUCUGGCUACUCAGAACCCAGAAACUCUGUUUGCCUCUGAGUCGACGUCUUGAGGUCGGUCCGUCUUUUUGAGAGCCAAAAAAUUGAAGCGAGAGGUUAAAAAAUUGAACUGGGGUGAUGAUGGGAUCCCACAGUGCGGCUUGCAGGCCAUUUCCUAGGCACGAUCCUUUUGGCCAGCAGGAUAGCCGAUGGCACUUGAUUGCCCUGCCUGCUGAACGGGAAGAUUUGCGUUAAUUCAGAGAACGGGAAUACCUGCUGUAAGCUGACCUUACCUCAGGGCACUGACUCUAAGAGUGGGUAGAAUUGAGUGACAGAAGUUUUAUGGGGUGAAAUCUAAAUGCCCGUCCACUUCUGCUCUAAGAACUUAAAUGAAAUUGGGAAGCAUUUAUCUUAGCUGCCUCAGCAGAAGGCUAAAUGGAGGUUAGGGGAUUCUGAGUCAUUGUUCAAGGCUGAAAUUAUAGCACUGAAGCGCUGACGUUCGGAAGCAUUGACGCGGCAUUAAAGUUUCGAGAUUCCUGUGGGUAAGAAUUGGAUAUCUGAGGAUCGAAAGCAGGAAAUUUUGAUGGAAAACUGGUUUACCGACCUCCUUUGGCCUCCUGUGAGGUCCCGUUUCCUUAGCCGAGGAUAAUAACGUUGACCUCCCCAAGUAGGCUUCUGUGCUAUUCCAGAUACGGUGAUGCGGCGAAAGAUUUCUGUGGGCUCUGUGGGAUGCUUCCCCACCCUCCCAUCACCUUCUAAAAGGGUUUACCAAAAAUAAGCCACUCACGUACUUCCAAACCUAGCCCCCUCCCUUACGUUCCAGGCCCUACGGUGUUGGGAACCUUAUAAACGGAUCUGUUUGCGCUCUUGGCAUUUGCCUUCCAGAAAACACCUGUGCUUUUUCUUUAAUCGUCCAUUUCCGGCCCAAUUUAGCACCCUUGAGUCGGAAAGGGAAAACAGCCCCAAGUGACCUGCUCCUAAGACUGUAUCAGAGGUCCCUGGGAUCAGAAGUGUCUUGAACGUCUCUUGUCCUGUUAGUCUCUGGUGGACUUUUUCUACUCUCAGUGUGUCUACUGUCCGUCAAAAGAAAUGUAGCAGAAUGUGAAAUCUGAAUUUCCGUUGGGGUCCAGGCACUACGAAAGAAUACAGCAGGUCGAAGAGGUAUCUGCGGUUCCUAAAGCAACUAUAACAUUAGCAAUGUCUAGACCUUUGUAUUAUAUUGUAUAAUAGCUGUUAAACAGUAUUCGCAUGUCU
Molecule: messenger RNA, 5570 nt
Organism: Tachyglossus aculeatus (Australian echidna)
Lineage: Eukaryota; Metazoa; Chordata; Mammalia; Monotremata; Tachyglossidae
Gene: TTBK2
Product: tau tubulin kinase 2
Exons: 15
Coding region: 109-3783 (1224 amino acids)
Biological process (GO): cilium assembly; peptidyl-serine phosphorylation; signal transduction
Cellular component (GO): ciliary basal body; ciliary transition zone; nucleus
Molecular function (GO): ATP binding; protein serine/threonine kinase activity
Source: RefSeq, a predicted model, not a curated record